UGCAGGAGGUAUGCACCACGCCACAAAGGUCUGCAGGGAUGGCAGAGAUCUGCACCGGUGUCUACCGCUAAGACGAAUGGAAACCUAUACCACGCUGCAGCUUGAAGGUGUACUCUAUCCGCCUUGCCAACCUUUUCCGUGAAGGUCCGCCGGACUACAAAAUGCAAGCUGCGCCUCCCAGCCAGCUGUGCAUUCUAAAAGAAAAAAAAAUGCGCCUCGAUGGUGCCGUAUGCCCACUCUCACCUCGUUAGCGUUUAUCAUGAACCAUAUUUCGCCGCUCGGUCGCACCACCAUCAUCGUCUCCUGGAUCGCUACUGCCCUCGCAUUGUUAUCUCUGCUAGCAGGUACACUAGGCUGUUGGCUCUUCGGUGAAAGGGUCCGGCGUAGUGAAUGGAUGAAUUGCACGGCAUUCGUGAUCGGCGUAGUUCUCGUCGCCCAAAACACAUACGCCAUAAUCAUCGAGGGGCAAGCCGAUCAUCAAGAUGACCUAUCCUAUAACCAGGUCGAGACUUUAGCUCGUUCUCUACUCGUUAGCGAAGCUCUGUGGACACUGGCUAACGCAUUAAUCCGCGUAUCUUCCUGUUGGCUCUUCCAUAAACUGUUCGGUGUUCAGAGGUGGAGAUAUGUCAUAGUUGCUGCGUUGGGCAUAUGUGUGCUCCAUGGUAUGGCAUCUAUCGCGGAACUGCUCCUCAUAUGCCGCCCUAUCCACGCACAGUGGACAGGUGACAUAAAACCCGCAUGCGGCAACCAAGGCGCCUCGUUUAUCGCCAUCGAAACCAUCGGAUUGGCGUUGGACCUAGCGAUACUCAUCAUCCCCGCCUACGCAGUUUGGAACCUACGUAUGUCGAGGCGUAAACGAUUUGUGAUCAUUUGUGCCCUUGACGUGCCAGCAUUGCUUUUGAUCAUUACGGCUUUGCGGCUUAAAGCGCUGUCACUGGCGACUUCUGCAGACUUCGUGUAUUCCCAGAGCUACCUGGGUCUCUUGUCGGCCCUGGGCGUCAUGUUUGCAAUCUCGCUGGGCGCGGCGCUGAAGAUGGGCUUUUGGAGGGAGUUGUUGAGGCGCAUGAAAACAGUACUGCGACGCUGUUUUGCCAUCGGGGACAUGAAUGCAAUCGAGAACGGCUUCGUGGACAAAGAGGUUAACUCCGCGGCAGAAGGAAAAGAAACAGCUGAGGACAUGGAUAUAGCAGACGAGCCUGGAUCUGGAGCAGGGCAGGUGGACACUGCGGAUGGCGCGGAGACAGACCUCGAGGGUGCCCAUACGGAGGAAUCGAUGCCGUGGAUAGUGUAUGCCCCUUGGGUGUCCAUCGCGCGUCUCUCUACUUUCUAGGUAGUCU
This is a messenger RNA of Trematosphaeria pertusa, 1337 nucleotides long. RefSeq lists its product as uncharacterized. The record is from RefSeq and is a predicted model, not a curated record. The transcript is spliced from 3 exons. Bases 230 to 1330 code for a protein of 366 amino acids. NCBI's taxonomy places the organism in Eukaryota, Fungi, Ascomycota, Dothideomycetes, Pleosporales, Trematosphaeriaceae.